Molecule: messenger RNA, 2391 nt
Organism: Colletotrichum lupini
Lineage: Eukaryota; Fungi; Ascomycota; Sordariomycetes; Glomerellales; Glomerellaceae
Exons: 12
Coding region: 1-2391 (796 amino acids)
Source: RefSeq, a predicted model, not a curated record
AUGGAAGCCGCAUCUCGCCUCGCCUUGAUGGCCAUCGUCACCCGGGCAGGAAGCCCGCAACAGCAGCUACGGCAACAUCUACAGCAGCAGCGCGUGCCAAAGCAGCAUCAACAGCAGCAACGAGACGAAAAGGCGGCGUGGAAACAUCUUCACCAUCCGCUGGUAACAGUCGUCGAAAAUGACGUUGAAGCGCAGGCGGGUCUAGGUGCAAGAGAAGAAGCAGCAGCAGCAGCAGCAGGGGAGGGGAAGAGAAUGUUGGGGAACCUGGGCCACCACCACUACCACCACCAGCAGCGUUCCUCGGGACGGGGACGUCGGGGGAGCGCGGGGAGUUCGAGCUCGCGGUCGAGUGACGGGGAGAACGGUGCGAUGGCUGCGCGAGGUGGAUUGGAGGCCGUUGCGUGGUGGAUUCUGAUGGGGUUGGAGUUGUGUGUCGUUGGCGGCGUUGAGGGCUGGAUCAUUUACAUGGUCUACAAUGCCGGCGGUGAUUUUGCGAUUUGGAACUGCAUCGAGUAUCGUUCGGGGAGCAUCGAGUACCUGUCACCCAGGGAGGGCAUAGCUGACGAUGACGGCACCCGCAGGUUAUCCCAGUUCGCGUCGCCUGCCCUGAUGAUCCUCCUCAGCGUCUCCCUCUCGGCGGCCCUGCUACGCGGGGUCGGCUGUCUGAACAGGCUUGGGGAUUUGGGGUUCCAGGCGGCCGGUCUGGUGCUGGCCACGUUUUGCGCCGUCGUAGUGUGCGCUGGUGUGAGUGGUGUUGAGGAGGGGCAGGGGGAGAACGGCGACAGGUUGGAGAAGAAGGGGGUGCGGGUCGUCGUCGGGUUGGCUGUCAAGAUGUGGUUCCUCUUCUUCAUUGGCUUCCUGUGUGCCGUGUUCCAGUGGUACAGCGAAGACCAGCAGAGGACAACAACAUCUACGACGAACCAGACGCCGCUACUACCAAAGAAGGGGAAGAAGAAGGAGAGGGGCUACGGCACUACCACGGGCGGAUUGGCGACCGUCGACGAGACGGUUGAGGGGUUUAGCAUAUGCAUGAUGAGCGCGCGCGCGCGCGCCUACACUACAACUGAGUUCCGCGACAUUCCGAUACCCCCUUUUUACCCGGUUCCUUUUCAUCCGGCCGUGAUUACUCGUACCCAUCUUACUGGCUGCUUCGCCGCUGGCCAUGCGACAGCCAGCCAGCUCGUCGAUACCAGCGAUUGCACUGCAUGCGCGUCUAUACCAAUCAGUACAGUAAGCUCACAUCUAUGUGGCGCGUUGGUACUGGACGACACUCUUUCGCCGAUUUUGGCUUUAGUGAUGAUUGAGGCUCUCGGAAACUUGAUACCUGGGCAUCGCUGCUCCUUGGGGAGACGAAACGGCAACUUUGAGUUUAAUCGGACGGCAGGGCUCGGUUUCGCCGCAGGCGCUUCAAGGGCGAUGGAAAUGAUACUUUUACUGUGUUUCUCGUUUCGUCGGGUUGUAUUCCGCCUGCCGAACUCGGUAGUGUUUUCAUCAUCUCAUGAUAGCUUUAUGGGUCUACGGAUUGCUGCCUCUCUGCUCAUGAAGCCGUCCAUGAAGUUGUCAGUCGCGGACCAGCAGGUGGUGGUUCGGCAGAGCAUUACUGCCUCUGACCUUAACGCUACCCCUCUUCGAAACAACGACGUUGAUCCUGCCAACUUCAGAAAUAUGCGCCCCGCGUUAGAUGGUCACUCCAUCGCAUACAGCAUGUUGAUCUCACUGUCCGUCUCGUUCCCAUGGGCCGUCCUGGUCACCGUGGCAUGGGCCUUUGGCCAAGACGCCCCAAGCCCCGGCGCGCCCAUCCCGGGCUACGGCAUCUUCAUCCCACGAUGGGAAGUCCCUUCGCCCGACGGCAGCGGCAAGACGCUGUUCUUUCGAGGCACGGUCGAAGAAGUAGCGACCCAGAUGCGCGACAUGCACCCGAGCUUCGACAUUGACGACGAGUUUGGCAAGAUUGCCAUGCCGGCUAUCGGGAAGCGGGCCACCUUUGAGGACAAUGACCAAACACUGUGCCACAACUUCAGGGAAGGCAAUAGAACGGCUGCACAUGUCAGUAUCGAUGAACUGAGGACCGUUCAGGGGAAGCCUGAGAACGGGGCCGGGCCUGCGAACUGCGGACGGGUUAGUUGUCGGAACGGCACCGCUAUCUGGUGGUGCAAUGAUGCCAAGAGCACCAAGCAGAUAGAUUCGUUUGGCGACAUUGCCGACGGCGCUCAGCGCGUCUUGUCAAAGUGCAAGGACAAGCUGGAUGCCAAUCAAGGGCAAGGUAUGACUGUCAGCGGUCAGGCUUUCCACAAGGAUAGUUGGAAUGUUGUUGUCCGAGGCGGAGACAACUGCGAUGAUGCAGGUGUUAUGAUGAAUCCCAAAGGCUCUCGGAGGCUUUUCAAGGCGUAA